This is a messenger RNA of Trichobilharzia regenti, 471 nucleotides long. The record is from the annotation of a GenBank genome assembly. NCBI's taxonomy places the organism in Eukaryota, Metazoa, Platyhelminthes, Trematoda, Strigeidida, Schistosomatidae.
AUGGAACUAGGGAAGCCGCGUGGUAUUGUUUGUGCGGUACUAAUGUCAGGCCAGAGAAGGCCAAGACUCCCAACAUUAUUUCAGAGCCGUGUAGCGGACAAUACUCUUGUCACUUGUCAAAAAUGUCUGGAAAAAGGCCACUGGACGUAUCAGUGCACAGGCAAGCGAAAAUAUCUUAAGCGUGAAUCCUACACCGUCAUACUGGGAAAGAAGAUUGAAGCUCAGAAAAAGCCUAAGGUUAAGAAGUCAAGUAGUGGAACGUCAUCAUCAGAAUCAAGCUCUAGUUCUUCCGGUGAAUCAUCAACUUCAAGUUCUUCUUCUGAAUCUGGUGAAGAAGACUCCAGUUCGGAAAGUAACUCCAGCAGUGACGAAAGCUCUAGUGACAGUUCUUCAUCGGGUGCUUCUUCAAGCAGUGAAGAAAGUCGUUCUUCUAAUUCUCCAAAAAGUUCGAAACAGAAAAACAGGUCUUAG